CUUUGACCAGACCACGACGACUUGCAUCUCGCACCCAAUCAUGCAUUCUGGUCGAUGAUGCGGUUAUAUCAGACGCAUUCCCGGGCCCCCAACAAAAAUCGUUGAAAAACAAACAAAAACUAAAGGAUUUUCCCCUGAUCAACCAAAAUAAUGACGUCCACCGAGCCCAAGUCGCCGGAGCAGCCUCUGUCGCCCAUGCAACAAGCCGCCGACUUCGACACCAUCCGGCGCAAUCUCGCCAUCGCGGGCGUCAUAAUCUGCCCUAUACUCAUCGCGCUACCGCCCCGCAAGCUGGAUAUAUACACCUUCGCGCUGGGUGGGUCGACGCUGAUCUCGCUCAACUACCUCCGGAAGCACGCAACGGGGCGCAGCUUCCUCGAGAGCGCAGGCGUCACCGGGCCGGGCAAUUCCGUUGCGGCAGCGGGCGACAGCUACACGGGUUUGAUGCCGACGGAGAGGGCAAGGCUGUACCAGCAGCUGUUGAAGGAGAGGAAGGAAGCCGAGGCAGCGGGGAAAACUUGGGUUCCGCGGACGAUAGAGGAGCAGAAGAGCGUGCUGGAGAGCGUGCGCGAGGCGAAGGUGGAGGAAGAUUGGAGAGCUAUAAGGAACAGGAAAGAACGGGAGGCGUUUGAAAGAGGCGACGGCGUUGGCACGCUGAUAAAGGACUACUUCGCGGAAGCUCUGGGCUUCAAGGAAGAAGACGAAUCUUCAGACGGAGCGAACGGAAAAAGGUGACCAAGGCAGCCUUUGCGCAUUUCCGAUCAUUCCCUCGGAGGACGAAAUCACAUACAUGUCGUAUGUGUAAAUAAAACACGCAAAGACGGCACGAACAAAAACUCAGCGUGGACGUUGCGUGGAAGCCAAAGGAUGAAAACGAACACCUCAGAAAGAUCAAGUCAUUCAUAUACAUUGUAUCAAAUACACGCUCUCCAGAAAAGAACAUACUGUACGAUUAGUUAUUAUUCCCCUCUUAUCUUGCUAUGACGGACAGAUAUACGUCGGAAAAAAUAGGUUGUCAAAGACUCCAAUUUCUCGUGAAAAGUGCGACAGCUCGCCGGCCGUAGAUUGGUAACCAUCAAUGCGCCAUUCCCAAUGAAUACUUUUCAAAC
Verruconis gallopava is the source of this 1109-nucleotide messenger RNA. RefSeq lists its product as uncharacterized. The transcript has a single exon. The record is from RefSeq and is a predicted model, not a curated record. Bases 151 to 735 code for a protein of 194 amino acids. NCBI's taxonomy places the organism in Eukaryota, Fungi, Ascomycota, Dothideomycetes, Venturiales, Sympoventuriaceae.